GAUUGCUUUGCUCGGUUUGUUAUGUUGUCAGGAGGAGCAUCCAGACGACCAGAUGUACCAGAUACUGAUGACGUGGAAGGAGAAGGAGGGGCCAAGUGUUACGAUGGACAGUCUUGGAGGAACCUUGCAGGAGCUGGGUCUGUACGAACUGGCCUCUGCCUUAAAUCCAGAAAAGGCUGAAGCGGAUGAAAAGGACGGUUCGUCCGGCUCCAAACCACCCACACCGACUGCGCGGGUUCAGCCCAUUGUCAGAUCGGUAGAAACACCAGCCAAGCAGGAGAAUACUGUUUUCCUGUCGUACCAGUGGGACCACCAGGACAGAGUCCUGCUGCUGCACGAUCGCCUGCAGGAGCGAGGCUACGGCUGCUGGAUGGACAUCAAGCAGAUGGGGGGAGGGGACAGUCUGUACCAGAUGAUGGACAAGGGGAUCAGGGAAGCCAAGGUCGUGGUCAGCUGUGUGACGCCCCCUUACGUCGAAUCCCCAAACUGCCAGGACGAAGUUGCGCUUGCGCGGACCCUGAAGAUGCCGAUCAUUCCCGUCAUGCUCGAGAAGACAACAUGGCCGCCACCCGGACCCAUGUCCAUCCCCUUUGCACAGCUUCUCUACAUAAACAUGGCCAACAGUCAGGAUGACGACCCGUGGAAGGGACCUCUGUUUGAGGAACUGAUCAGAAUGAUCGAGUACUUCGUGUUAGAUGCUACGGACGGAAGUCCUGAUUAGGGUAUAAUCAGGAAUGUGGUGUAAUGACUUGUGUCAAGGUUUGUAUGUUUGUUUGUUUGUUUGUUUUUAUUCGUACA
Molecule: messenger RNA, 798 nt
Organism: Branchiostoma belcheri (Belcher's lancelet)
Lineage: Eukaryota; Metazoa; Chordata; Leptocardii; Amphioxiformes; Branchiostomatidae
Exons: 4
Coding region: 53-721 (222 amino acids)
Biological process (GO): signal transduction
Molecular function (GO): protein binding
Source: RefSeq, a predicted model, not a curated record